This is a messenger RNA of Physeter macrocephalus (sperm whale), 2493 nucleotides long. It is a transcript of the gene PROSER3, whose product is annotated as proline and serine rich 3. The record is from RefSeq and is a predicted model, not a curated record. The transcript is spliced from 10 exons. Lineage: Eukaryota; Metazoa; Chordata; Mammalia; Artiodactyla; Physeteridae. The coding region runs from base 311 to 2461 and encodes 716 amino acids.
CUGAUAUUCUGAUUCUUUUGGUCUGGGGUGAGGAUCACGCAAAUGUAGUUUUAAAAGAUUCCUCCUAGACUGGAUCCACGGUUAAGAACCACCAACCAACAGUUCCUGGGUUCUUCUCUUUUGAGACUGCUCCAAGGGCUGGUGGGAAUCGUGCCUCCAGUAUCAUUAUCUUGAAUGUGCAGUGGUGCUUCAUGGGAAUUAUAGUCCAUCUCUUCCAGGAAUCCAUGGGAAUCAUAGUGUGGUUCUGCCCUCUUACCAUUCUCCCAUUCACCCCACCCACAUACAGCCUCCCAGCAGGGCUGCAGUGACCAUGCUCUGCCUGCCAACCGCCCUCUCCCCUUGCAGCUUGCCAGUUUUCUCCACCCAAGACAGUACCUUUUGGGGACGGCCCCCUGGGUCGAAGCCACUACUGACCUGGCACUCCAAGACCCUGAGCUCAUCCAGGUCCCAGAGAUCCAGGCUCCCAGAAGCUCCCAGGGCUCUGGCCACAGGUCCCGAAUCCCCUGAGCUGUUUGAGGAGUCCUGGCCAUCCAGCUCAGGGACCCCUUCCCCACCCAGCACCACUGAGGGACAGAUGGGAGCCUCUCCACCACCCACCGUGACUGACUGCGGGGACUCUGUGGUGGCCAAGUACAUAAACCGGUUCCGACAGGCUCAGCCCACAAGCCGAGAGGAACGCAAGUCUGCAGGCCCAACCCCAGCUGACUUUUGGUGGCUGUGGCCUGAAUCACCAGACGCCAGCAGUCAACUUGCAGCAGGAGCCAAUGAACCAGAAGGAAGACCCAACACAGCAGUCCCGACUCGUGCCAAGGUGGCCAGUGCAUCACAGACUAUGGCCCCCCUUCAGGAAAUAAAGCAGAGCCUCAACACGUGGAACUCAUCCCUGUUGGACUUGGAGACACUGAGCCUGCAAAGCAGAGCUGCCAGGCUGCUCAAACGCAGCAAGGCCUCCAUCUCUUCCUCCUCCUCCCUCAGCCUCAGCGAUGCCGGCAUCUCCUCAUUCCCCGUCAGCUCUGGUGGCCUCUCUCCCUUCUCCAUGACCUUCACUCCUGACUCCAGCAAGGGCUCUGACCCCAAGGCACAAGCAACCCCAGCACCUGCCCCCAUCCCUACUCCAUCCCCAGUCUCCUCCCGGGCACCCCUGCGGCCAGAGGAUGACAUUCUGUACCAGUGGCGGCAGCGGCGGAAGCUUGAACAGGCUCGAGGAAGCCAGGGUGAUGGAACCUGGGUGCUGCCCCAGACCCCUGCCCUCACCCCUACGGUCCCUAUCCCCAUCUGUCUACAGACCUCUCCUGCCCCUGCAGAGACCCUUGGUUCCCUGGGAACCCAGCCUAACUGCAUCCCACUUUGGGGCAGUGUGGCUCCAUCUGGUCCCCGGGAAGCCUUCCGCUUGGAGAGGCCUCCUAUUCCCCCAGGGUUCUCUCCACAUAUCUUUUGGGGCCCCAGUCCCCAUGGAUUCUUCUGGGCCCCGCAGCCCGGUCCCUGCGUAUCUCUUGGGGCCAUCCCUCCCACGGCCGCGGCCUCCACCCCAGCGCCCCCAGCCUCCACUCCUGCGCCUCCAGCCUCAACCACUGCGCCCUCUGCCUCCACUCCCGCGCCCCCUGCCGCCCCCCAGGGCCCGCCCACCCCUGCACCAUGCAGCCCAGGCGAGCUCGAGAGGCAGAGCUCCAAGCCUCGAAGAAGCAGAGCCCAACGCCAGGAGUCUGCUGGGCGAAUCACGGCAGCGGACGAGGGCCCUGGCCCGCAGCUCAGAGGCGCGCUGGGCCAAGUAGUGGCGGCUCGGCUGUUUCCAGACAGCCUGGAGGACACGCCCCCUCGCCAAGAGGGCCCGCCUCCACCCAAGGCUGAAUCUCAGAAAGUCAAGGCCACACGCCCUCAAACCGAGACUCUGUGCCCUCGUUCAGAGGUCACGGCCCCUCCAUCUGAAUCACGGUGUCCCCAGGCAGAGACCCCGCAGGGUCGGUCUAAGGCCGAGUCUCGGAACGCCAAGGCCAUGCUCCCCCUAGUGGGAUCGGUGCCUAGGAAGAACAAAGACACUUUCUUGGCUGAAGUCGGGUGUAAGCCGCCCAAGGUCCGGCCCCCUCCAGCUGAGGAGGCGGCCACUUGUGUUAAGGCCCCGCCCCGUCCGUUCAAGGAGGGGGCUCUUGAAGUUGUGGCCACGCCCUCAUCCGCUGAUGGCCACGCCCCCUCAGAGGACAUCCUCUCCCAGGCUGCCAGACUUCUGCAGGCUGCGGAAGACUCCGACGGCAGCGAGUUCCAGGACGACCCUAUACUGCAGGUGCUAAGGGUUCAAAGGGCGGAGCUGCGGCGGCAGAAAAGGAAAGUGGAUGCCCAGAUAUCCCGCCUGCUGGGCCACACUGAAGACCCAGAGUCUUGGUCUCCCCCAGCCAGGUCGCCUCCCGGGUCCCCAAGGAUGCGGCUGAGGAGGGAAGGAGCCUCUCUUGAGGCCAGACGACUUUGAAUUGUACAGAUUCUAUUUUUCCUAAUAAAUGU